CAGAAAAGUGGAGCAACAGCUGAAUCCCUUUUCCGUCUGAUCGUCUCAGCUUUCCUCAUUUUCGCAACACAAAACAUCUGUCAACUACCCUAAAGACACCUAACUAACCUAAGAUACUUCCUAAGACUGGAAGUUAUUAUAAAGGUUUUGCACCUCCUAACAUCUGUUAGUGUUCAACUGCUACGUGCGCUACGAUUAGAAGCCAGCGGAUUUGCGCCUAGCCCCUCCCGAUUGGAUCGACGGCGCACAUCCGUCCCGAGGCUAAUUCGAUUUGGUCUUUCAUUAGAGCCUUCUCUCGUAUUGUUAGCCAGUCUAGCUUAUUCUCUUAAGUCGAGUCGGCAGAUUAUCUUCUCCUUUUAUAACAGAGUGCUCGGUAAAUUAUAAGUUAUUCGAAACAUGCGCGACUAACUUAUUGUUACCCUUAAAUGACGAUAACGACCCCUUGAUCGACAUUCCUCAACCACCGAAUCUGUUCUGCUUACAAGCCAGACCCUGCUCUACCCUAAUAGCGUCGUCCUACGUCUUUACCAUCUAAGCAUAUAUAUCGCUCAUAAGGUCUCUUCCACCCCCCAUUAUUUACAAUGGCCACCACCGCCGCGUCUGUUCCGAGCAACGGCUCUCCUCGUCCGAAUCCCCAAAUACAGCCAUGUAGAUACAAGGUGGGAAAGACGUUGGGCGCGGGCUCAUAUUCUGUUGUAAAGGAGUGUGUACAUAUUGAUACUGGUCGUUACUAUGCCGCAAAGGUUAUUAACAAGAGACUAAUGGCCGGUCGCGAACAUAUGGUUCGAAAUGAGAUUGCCGUCCUUAAAAAAGUCUCGAUGGGCCAUCAAAACAUCCUGACCCUCGUCGACUACUUCGAGACGAUGAACAACCUUUACCUUGUAACCGACCUUGCGCUCGGCGGGGAGCUCUUCGAUCGGAUCUGCCGCAAAGGGUCGUACUACGAAUCUGAUGCUGCCGACCUGAUUCGCGCGACACUAUCUGCAGUCGCGUAUCUCCACGACCACGGUAUCGUACAUCGUGAUCUUAAGCCCGAGAACCUACUCUUCCGUACUCCCGAAGACAACGCCGACCUUCUUAUUGCCGAUUUUGGCCUGUCGCGUAUUAUGGAUGAAGAGCAAUUCCACGUCUUGACGACGACUUGCGGCACCCCAGGAUACAUGGCGCCCGAGAUCUUUAAGAAGACUGGCCACGGCAAACCAGUUGAUAUAUGGGCUAUGGGGGUUAUUACGUACUUUUUACUGUGCGGAUACACGCCGUUCGAUCGCGACAGUGACUUCGAUGAAAUGCAGGCGAUCCUAAACGCUGACUAUAGCUUCCAGCCAGUAGAAUACUGGCGCGGUGUCAGCGAUAACGCAAAGGAAUUCAUUCGCCAGUGCCUUACCGUCGACCCUAACAAGCGCAUGACAGCGCACGAGGCCCUAUCUCAUCCUUUCGUCGCCGACUAUAGCUUGAGCGGCGACGGUGAUAGAGGCCAGAACCUACUCCCCACAGUGAAGAAGAACUUCAACGCGCGUAAGACGUUACAUGCAGCUAUCGACACGGUGCGGGCCAUCAACAAGCUACGGGAGGGCCACGCGAAUGCUCACCUGAUGGACGGCACCCGAUCGGCAGAGCCGAGGCAGGGCGCCCCCCCGCUAGACAAGGCCGAGGUAGCAAAAGGCGACUCGGGCUACUCAAGUAUGCAGAACGAAGACGUAGAUAUGGGCGGCAUGGACCCUGACUCGGGCGUACCUGCGAGUUUAAGACCCGGCGUCGCUGCUAACCGGGUUGUUGAAACGUCGAAAGGAUUAUGGAGUGCCAGCCAGCCACGACGAUGAGGCAACACUGUAUCAUAUCGGGAGUUGGAGUUGCAUACUUUUGAGGCGAUAGGGGGGAUAAUUUUAUCUAGACUGCAUCUUGCGAGAGCGAGUGAUGGUAUAUACGGGGAUGAGACGAGAGACUGAAAACCCCUAUAGUUUUAUGACGAGAUGAGAUGGACUACCGUACGGUUAUGUACAUGAACGAGAAAGAUAGCGGUAGCGCAGCGAGCGCAUUAGCAGUCGCAUUUUUGGAUAGCGAGCGAAUAUCGGCAGAUAUAGCGAUAUGGAUCUUGCAAUGGCGGUGUUGUAAUUAGGAUAGCCCAAGUUCCGUACGGAAAUAGCCAUUUCGAGGUAUUAAUCUCACCACUAACAAUUUUGCUUUUUUAAUUACUGAAUUGUGAGGUCGAUGCAACACGGAAGAUAUCCUGUGAUGCAGAUUGCAUCGACA
This is a messenger RNA of Daldinia loculata, 2250 nucleotides long. Its product is annotated as calcium/calmodulin-dependent protein kinase type I. The transcript has 3 exons. The record is from RefSeq and is a predicted model, not a curated record. Lineage: Eukaryota; Fungi; Ascomycota; Sordariomycetes; Xylariales; Hypoxylaceae. The coding region runs from base 582 to 1820 and encodes 412 amino acids. Gene Ontology annotation, molecular function: ATP binding; calmodulin binding; calcium/calmodulin-dependent protein kinase activity. Gene Ontology annotation, biological process: protein phosphorylation; cellular response to oxidative stress.